UUCAGCGAUGUUAGAUGUAGAUCAUUCUCGGAGAAAACCAACCCAGACUCAUCCUUCUGCAUCAGCCAUGCUUCGCAGGACCUGCAUUGUCCUAAUCUCUCUUCUAAGCUCACUUUCUGCACUUGCUACGCCAAUGCAGAACCUCACCCUCCUCGGUCAACAUCCAGACCCCGAAGCUGUUGUCCAAGAAGUUCAAAGAAGAGUAAAUGUGUCGGUGUCAAGAAGACAAACACUAGAAGUGUCCCAAAGCGACCAGUCCUCCUCAUGCGUCACGGGAAACCCCAUAGACGACUGCUGGAGGUGCGACCCCAACUGGGAAGCCGACCGCCAACGCCUCGCCGACUGCGCCAUUGGAUUCGGCCAGUACGCCCUCGGCGGCAAAGGCGGUCAGAUCUACGUCGUCACCGACUCCUCCGACCACGACGCCGUCACCCCUCGCCCCGGCACACUCCGCUACGCCGUCAUCCAGUCCGACCCUCUCUGGAUCGUCUUUGCCACCAACAUGCUCAUCAAACUCUCCCAGGAGCUCAUCUUCAACAGCUACAAAACCCUAGACGGCCGUGGCGCCAACGUCCACAUCGUCGGAGGCGGUUGCAUCACUCUCCAGUACAUCAGUAACGUCAUCAUCCACAACAUCCACAUCCACCAUUGCGUGCAGUCGGGCGAGGCUAACGUGCGGUCGAGCCCCACACACUACGGGUGGCGCACACUGUCGGACGGUGAUGGAAUAUCGAUAUUCGGAUCACGAGACAUAUGGAUCGACCACUGUUCGUUGUCCCAUUGUAAAGACGGUUUGAUCGAUGCAGUGAUGGGUUCCACAGGCAUAACAAUAUCCAACAACUUUUUCUCGCAUCACGAUGAGGUGAUGCUGUUAGGUCACAGCGAUUCGUAUGUGCCCGAUUCAGGGAUGCAGGUCACUAUAGCAUUUAAUCACUUUGGUGAGCAGCUGGUGCAGCGGAUGCCUAGGUGCAGACGCGGCUAUAUACACGUGGUCAACAAUGAUUUUACUCGUUGGGAGAUGUAUGCUAUUGGGGGUAGCGGUAGCCCCACCAUCAACAGCCAGGGGAAUCGCUAUACCGCGCCUUCCAAUCGCAACGCCAAGGAGGUGACGAAGCGCGUGGAUACGGAUGAGAAGAAGUGGAGGGACUGGAAUUGGAGGAGCGAGGGGGACAUAUUGGUGAACGGAGCCUUCUUCAUUGCAUCAGGUGAAACCGUUGAGGUUCUCUACGAAAAAGCCUACAGCGUGGAGCCCAAAUCUGCUGCCCUCAUUGAUCAACUUACCACUAACGCCGGUGUCCUCGGUGGCAGCGGCAACAACCUUGGAACGUGGAGGACAGAACGAAGUGGUGGGGGAUAUGGUUUUGGUGAUGACUACUCCGAGAAUAUGUUGAGCGGCUCACCAUCCUCCUUUGCCCUUUCUUCCACUCUCCUUCCUCCUUUAUUUCUCUUAUCUUCCUUUCUACUCUUGUACCUCUAACCC
Messenger RNA from Vitis vinifera (wine grape), 1480 nucleotides. RefSeq names its product pectate lyase-like protein 3. The record is from RefSeq and is marked provisional. The coding region runs from base 8 to 1477 and encodes 489 amino acids. The transcript is spliced from 4 exons. Gene Ontology annotation, molecular function: pectate lyase activity. NCBI's taxonomy places the organism in Eukaryota, Viridiplantae, Streptophyta, Magnoliopsida, Vitales, Vitaceae.